CCAGGUCUUGUACCGGUAAGCGAUUGCAGAGAAAAGUCUGAACGCAGAGCACAAGGCAACAGUGGUGGUUUAAGACCUGCCGGCUGCCGCUGUAGUCGGAAGCAUCAAGCUUUUGAAUCUGCCGUGAAAUUCAAAUGUCGUCGGCGUCGCAGUGGCAGUGGGAAACUGCCACCGCCGGCGCCGUCGCCGGGUUCGCCACUGUCGCGGCGAUGCAUCCUCUAGACGUUGUCCGUACGAGAUUUCAAGUCCACGAUGGUCGAGUCUCCAAUCUUCCAAAUUACAAGAACACGGCUCACGCCAUUUUAACCAUUGCUCGAUUGGAGGGCUUGGGAGGACUCUAUGCAGGCUUUUCUCCUGCUGUUCUUGGUUCCACUGUUUCAUGGGGCUUAUAUUUCUUCUUCUAUGGAAGAGCGAAACAAAGGUAUUCUAAAAAUAGGGAUGAGCAGCUGAGCCCUGGUCUUCAUCUCGCUUCUGCAGCAGAAGCUGGAGCUUUGGUUUCUUUGUGCACAAAUCCUAUUUGGCUUGUAAAAACAAGAUUGCAGCUUCAGACUCCUCUUCAUCAAACUCAACCAUAUUCUGGGUUUUAUGAUGCCUUAAGAACUAUAGUGAGAGAGGAAGGGUGGGCUGCGCUUUAUAAAGGUCUUCUUCCCAGUCUUUUUCUGCAGGUAUCUCAUGGUGCUAUUCAAUUCACAGCAUAUGAAGAACUCCGUAAAGUAGUUGUUGACUUCAAGUCUAAAAAAAGCAGAAGGCAUUCUGGAAGUGCUGAUUCAGUGUUGAAUUCAGUUGACUAUGCAGCUUUGGGGGCAUCAUCUAAAGUUGCUGCCAUUCUUCUAUCAUAUCCAUUCCAGGUGAUGCGAUCUCGAUUGCAGCAACGACCUAGCAGUGAAGGAAUUCCAAGAUAUAUGGAUAGCUGGCAUGUGAUAAGGGAAACUGUACGGUUUGAGGGCGUUAGAGGUUUCUACAAGGGAAUCACCCCAAAUCUUCUGAAAAAUGUUCCUGCUGCUUCAAUAACAUUUAUUGUAUACGAAAAUGUACUGAAAUUUCUAAAAUUUGCUAGAACGAAUGAGUAAGGUCUCCUUUUGAUCCUCAAUUUUGAGCACUUGUUCUAGCUACAACAACGACAUUAUUUGAGGUUGGAAAUGUGGUAAUAAGAUGUGUUGAAAGGUA
Molecule: messenger RNA, 1167 nt
Organism: Prunus mume (Japanese apricot)
Lineage: Eukaryota; Viridiplantae; Streptophyta; Magnoliopsida; Rosales; Rosaceae
Gene: FOLT1
Product: folate transporter 1
Biological process (GO): nucleotide transport; transmembrane transport
Source: RefSeq, a predicted model, not a curated record